Molecule: messenger RNA, 5871 nt
Organism: Nerophis ophidion (straightnose pipefish)
Lineage: Eukaryota; Metazoa; Chordata; Actinopteri; Syngnathiformes; Syngnathidae
Product: ankyrin repeat and IBR domain-containing protein 1-like
Exons: 20
Coding region: 293-3646 (1117 amino acids)
Biological process (GO): protein polyubiquitination; ubiquitin-dependent protein catabolic process; positive regulation of proteasomal ubiquitin-dependent protein catabolic process
Cellular component (GO): cytoplasm; ubiquitin ligase complex
Molecular function (GO): ubiquitin protein ligase activity; zinc ion binding; ubiquitin conjugating enzyme binding
Source: RefSeq, a predicted model, not a curated record
AGUGUCCCAGUCUCCUACGGGGGGAAUUCCAACGAAACUGGCAACUCGGUGGCAGCCAGCAGAGUUGCCAGGCUCGGGGAACAACAUUCACAUUACUCAUUACACCUACCAGCGUCGUUUUCUUCCGCGUUUAUUGUCACAGCCGGUGACAGUUGAUUCCACGGGACCAGAGCGCGAAGCAGCGGAAUGUGCCACGCGUGACUUUCAGUAUGUCUGCACAUUGGACUUGAGUAAAUCAAAGAGGACCCAAGAGUUUGCAGUGUCAAAUCCUGAACCAUCCACAGGGAAGGAGAUGGGAAACACGGCGACCAAGUUUCGUAAGGCUCUCAUCAACGGGGAUGAGAUUCUGGCCUGCCACUUGUAUGAGAGCAACCUGCAGUUCAAGGAAGCGUUGGAUCCCAACUCUACUUAUGGAGAAUCCUACCAGCACAACACUCCGCUCCAUUAUGCUGCCCGACACGCCAUGACACGACUACUCAGGUCUUUUGUCCAGAACAAAGAUGGAAAUCCUAACAAACGCAAUGUGCAGAAUGAGACCUCUUUGCAUCUUCUCUGCAUGGGGCCCCUGAUCAUGACCUCAGCGGGGGCGCUGUUACCUCGCAUCUCACGGCCAUAUGAAGAUGAGCAGCGACGUGCAGCGUGUCUGCAAAUCAUCCUGGCUUGGACCGGAGCAAAGCUGGACCAUGGAGAAUAUGAGAGGGCCGAUAUCAAUGCCACAGACAAUAGGAAAAAUACCUGUCUGCACUAUGCUGCUGCCUCAGGAAUGAAGACCUGUGUGGAGUUUUUAGUGCAGAGAUGCGCGGACCUUUUUGCAGAGAAUGAAAACCGCGAGACUCCGUGUGACUGUGCUGAGAAGCAGCACCACAAGGAGUUGGCCUUGUGCCUGGAGUCACAGAUGGUCUUCUCACUAGCCCCUGAGGCGGAGGGUAUUGAAGCAGAGUACGCAGCUCUUGACAGAAGAGAGCUGUAUGAGGGCCUGCAACCUCAGGAUCUACGGAGGCUAAAAGACAUGCUCAUAGUGGAGACGGCAGACAUGCUGCAAGCUCCGCUCUUCACGGCAGAGGCACUGCUACGCGCCCACGACUGGGACAGAGAAAAACUCUUAGAGGCUUGGAUGACCAAUGCAGAGAAAUGCUGCCAACGCUCUGGUGUACAGAUGCCCAACCCGCCUCCCAGUGGCUGUAACGCCUGGGACACCUUGCCAUCGCCUCGAACGCCACGUACCACUCGCUCCUCUGUCACCUCACCAGACCAUAUCAGUCUCAACACUGCUGAUGGAGAUUCGUCUUUGUGUGGAAUCUGCAUGUCUUCCAUCUCAGUCUUUGAAGAACCCGUUGACAUGUCCUGCGGCCAUGAUUUCUGCAGAGCCUGCUGGGAAGGAUUUCUGAAUCUAAAGAUCCAAGAGGGGGAGGCUCACAACAUCCUCUGUCCAGCCUUUGACUGCCUUCAGCUGGUUCCUGUGGAAGUCAUCGAGAGUGUGGUGUCCAGAGAGAUGGACAAACGCUACCUCCAGUUUGACAUCAAGGCGUUUGUGGAAAACAAUCCAGCAAUACGGUGGUGUCCAGAGGCUGGCUGUGAAAGGGCAGUGCGGCUGAAGACCUAUGGCCCCGGAGCAUCCACUUCAGACUCUCUCAGCUUUCCAUUGCUCCGGGCUCCUGCUGUAGACUGUGGCAAGGGACACCUCUUCUGCUGGGAGUGUCAAGGUGAAGCCCAUGAGCCCUGUGACUGUGACAUCUGGAAGUUGUGGCUACAGAAAGUCAGUGAGAUGAAACCUGAAGAAUUGGCUGGUGUGGGUGAAGCUUAUGAGGAUGCAGCCAACUGUUUGUGGUUGCUCACCAACUCGAAACCCUGUGCCAAUUGCAAAUCUCCAAUCCAGAAAAAUGAGGGUUGCAACCACAUGCAGUGUGCAAAGUGUAAGUAUGACUUCUGUUGGAUCUGUCUGGAAGAGUGGAAAAAGCACAGCUCGUCCACAGGAGGCUACUAUCGCUGCACCCGCUAUGAAGUAAUUAAUCAGGUGGAGGAGCAGUCAAAGGAGAUGACUGAAGAAGCAGAGAAGAAACACAAGAGCUUUCAGGAACUGGACCGCUUCAUGCACUACUACACACGCUUCAAGAACCAUGAACACAGCUAUCAGCUGGAGCAGCGUCUGUUAAAAACAGCCAAAGAGAAAAUGGAACAACUCAGUCGGGCCUUGCGUGGAAGGGAAGGAGGGCCACCUGACACUACAUUUAUUGAAGAUGCGGUCCUGGAACUACUAAAGACUCGCCGCAUCCUCAAGUGCUCUUAUCCUUACGGAUUCUUCUUGGAGCCCAAAAGCACAAAGAAGGAGAUCUAUGAGCUCAUGCAGACGGACCUAGAGAUGGUAACUGAAGACCUUGCACAAAAGGUCAACCGGCCUUACUUGCGGACUCCACGUCAUAAGAUGAUUCGUGCAGCCUGUUUGGUACAGCAAAAGAGACAAGAGUUCCUGGCCUCAGUAGCAAGAGGAGUGGCCCCCAAUGACUCUCCUGAAGCCCCAAGACGGAGUUUUGCUGGAGGAACGUGGGACUGGGAGUAUUUGGGCUUUGCGUCACCUGAGGAUUAUGCUGAGUUCCAGUAUAGACGGAGACAUAGACAGGGGAGGCGAGGCGACAUGGCCAGUCUCCGUAGCAACACACCUGAUCCAGAUGAUCCCAGUGACAGCACUUUAGACAAUGAGGAAAUGGACGGUGGACAUAGACAUGGUCGUCUGAUGGGCCUCGGUUCUUUGGAUGAUGAUGACCCUAACAUUCUAUUGGCCAUUCAGCUGUCGCUCCAGGAGUCAGGGAUGGCAGGGGAACAGUCUCUUCAUGACGUCCUUGCAAAUGAAGCAUCGCUCGGAGCAAUUGGCACAUCUUUGCCUUGCAGGCUUGAACAGAGUGGUCCCGGUGUAGAGGUUCUUCCCAGAGUGUCUUUCAGCAGCUCAGAACUACUCGAGUUGGGAGACAACUUGGCUAGACUUGGCAACAUCAAUAUCAGCAGCCAAUACUCUGCUGUUUCUGGUCUUCCCACCUCUGGUCAGCUCUGUGACAGCCACAACCGAGCCAACAGCUGCUCUCUGCCAAUACCAGUUGCCUCAAGCAGCAGUUUCUCAUCAACUGGUGUGUUUUCAUCCGACACGACAGACUCGACCACAUGCAGCAGCAACGACCCGUCCUCCUCUUCUGCAUUAGCAGCAAAUGCUAAUUUGCUGGGCAACAUCAUGGCGUGGUUCCACGACAUGAACCCUCAAGGUAUCACCCUGGUGCCCUCAGCGUCUUCCGACACAGAUGUUGAUGCGCUCCAUGCAGGUGGACAUGAGUGCCUGCGGGAUGAAGAACAAGCUGGGCUCAUCCCGUUCCAUGAGAACAGAAAGUCUCAGGAAGGAAUGGAAGAAGUUGCCUUUGGUUCCUCAAGAAUUUGUGACAUGGAGACAAAGGAAUGUCCUGUUGUAGAAAGGCCAACACAGCUACAUCUAGUGGGGCUGGACGCCAUGCCGUUACCUUACCUUCGCACCCAUGGUACAACUGGGGACCAUGAGCAGCAGGUAGACACAAAGGUCUGUCAUGUUGACACACCACAAUGUGCAUCUGACCACUUAGCCAGCAGCAGCUCCUCAGACUGGGAGGAGCAGGUGCACUUGGUAUGAUCCUUUUGCUUUGAGAUUUUUUGGCUGAUCAAAGAUGUGCAUAUUCUAGUUGCUACAUUCACUUGGAAUGUAUACAGAAUUGCGUUGUAUCACUUUGUGUUUUCAACUCGAGAUGGCAGAUAGAAGAGCAUCGCUUUCAGAAAUGUGUUUACUAAGAGCUCUUUAUCAAAGGCAGCUCCGACCAAUGAGAAGAUUGCACCAGAUAAAGAUUAAAACACAUUUCUUUAAUGAAUCAUAGUAUACUGUAGAAUUGAAUGUGGACUGAAUGGAGGGCUUUGACUAACAGUGUAACUAACUGUAGUCCCUGCGAUGUGACUGACUAUACGCUUCAGUCACAUAAUUCAAUUAGCAGAAAUCGGUUUAAAAUUACAUUUACUUUGUUUUUUAUCAUCUAGGUGUGUUAGUUUGAAAGAAUAAGGCCGCCAGAGCUCUGCAGCAUUGCAAGCCGGUUCCUGGCCUCAAAAAGAUUGGGGACCACUGACAUAGUUGCUUAUUUACAACAAAAUCACAUCUCCUUAUUAAAAGCACUGACAGAUUUGAACAGACAUCUAAGUAUUCCAAAAUGCUACAGGUAGUUACAGUCAAAUGUUUUUUUUUGGUUUGCAGAGCCAACACACUUCUCUGCUGCAGCCACUUCUAUUUGUUUUACAUAUUUAAUCUGUAGCUUACAACUGAUUAAAUGUCAUCCCUGCACAUGUUGUAGUGGCUAAACACCGACCUUUUAAAAGCACAGUUUACAGUCACAAAGUGGAUUUUUUUUUAGUUCAAAGUGUGCCUGUGUGGGGAAAAAAACAAUGCCAUCCCAACAGUUACAUUUACAUGAAAGUUUCCAGCCUGGAAUUUUUUUACUUGAUAUUUGCAGCUGCAAGGGAAAGGUUUAGUUGGAUUCACACAAAUAGUUUAAUGUCAGACAUUCACACACAAACGGUCAAUAUACAGCAGUGAAAAUUAAGGAGAAAGUUCUUAAUAGGCCUGAGUGGUGAGUCAACGUCGACCUGAACUUCUUCAGCCAUUUUUUUUAAACAAGUCUUUAAAAUUCUCUAGAAACUGGGCUUAAUUUGAACCUCCAAAUAGUGCAGUUGAGUCUGAUGAAGAGACUAAUCAGUAAGCGGUCUUGUUUGGACUGCAGAAAAAGGCCAGCGAAAGAAGUCACAUUAAAAUGUGUCGAUAAUGUGACUCAAAUCCAGUCCGCUGUAAUUGAUCUCCAGCUCACAUUGAUGUGUAAUGAAAGCCUUCACAGGGCUGUGCACAUGUCCUCGGGUAAACAGACUGCUGAUGUGUGUCGCAUCGCAAACAAUGGCGAGUUUACGGUUUUGAAAAGGUUCUUCACAAGAUACAGUGCCUUUAUUUCGAUCACGGUUGUUGAAUUACUAUCUUGAUUUGAAUGCAGUGUAAGCAAAUACAUAGAACUUUGAAGUUAUUUAUUUUGCAUUACGCUUAAAAUGCACAAACCAAAAAGGUUUGGUUGGUUUUGAGGUGACACUUGGGGUUUGACAGUGUUUGAGUUGUAAUGGUUGUCAUACUUCACACAACAUUUCUAUAUAAGGUUUGUGUUAUUCAUAUUUUUUGCAAGCAGGGCUUCUUAAUCAUGCUUUUUUUUUUUUUUUUUACUACCGUCUGGUUUUCCUGUGGUUUAAGAAUUCAUGUCACGAUUGACUUUGAGUUGACCUACUGUAUCCCAGAAGACACUAAAAUGGAGGAAAGUUGCAAUAUAAUUUGAUAUUUAUUUGAAAUGAAACGUAAAUCCACUGAAGGAAAUGGAGUGUGAAUAACCAUUAUAAACUGAUACACAUGAUUGAUCAAUGUUUUACCUUUUGAGACUUUUGUUCUGCCUCGCUGGUCUGAAGUCAAUUUGUUUUCUAAUAACCAAGUACAGAAACAUGAAGAUUGCUUUGGCAGAUUUCUUGAAGUUCUUCAACUGUGAGUGCCAUGUGGUCUGUGGAGCAAGGUUCCUUAAGACUUGGGUUUGUGUGUAGUAGUUAAACACAGGCUAUGAUGUAUACUAUAUACCCUGUUGUACACCCUACAAUAUGCUGUGCAUUACACAUCUUACUGUCCAGGUGAUUUCUUUUAAAAUACCAUUUUGUAACUCAUUGAGAUUUUCUAUUGUAAAGCGACUAAUCCUUGAAAUGCUAUUUGCACUUUCAUAGUCUAUACUUGAUACAUUCCCUCUUUAUAUGAAUCGUUUUGUGUAUUAUGCCAAUAAACAGUGUGUUGAGUUUUAA